AUGGAUAGCGAUGAGUAUAAAAAAGAAGUUGAAGCAAAUGUAAAGGCAGAAAAACUUUUACAGUUGCAAAACCAAACCGUACAGUAUGAAAACUUAGCACAAGAAAGUAAAAAUAACGACGCAGCCAUGCAAAAGGCAAUGAAAAGCGCAGAAUAUAUAAAAGCUAACAAUGACUGGUUAGAUGCCCAAGCCAACGCUAAAGCAGCCCAACUUAUAGGGUCAAUAAGGACAAAAAUACAAGCGGAUGAAGAUAGUUCAAAUGAAGCUUUAACAAAUGCUGACUUUAAGAACGCUUUCGAAGCUCUUCAUAGUAAGGUGAAACAAGUGAACGACUUCUCAUCUGGAAAGAAACUGAAGUCUGAAGGUUUCGACAAAGAGUUAAGAGAAGUAGCACAAAAUAUGACGAAAAUAACAGAUGCAGCAGCAACGAGACAGGCAGUUCAAAGUGCCUAUGACGCCGUUAGAGCAACUGUUGUGGAAAGUCAAGAAAAAGAGUUACAACAGACCAAAACAGACCUAGUAAAUGCUUUCUUAAAAACGAAAAGUCAGGUAGGACAUUAUGCUGCAGAUGGAACAUAUGUGCCAGCUGGUGGAACUUAUAUACCAGCUGGUGGAACUUAUAUACUAGCUAGUGGAACUUAUAUACCACCAAACCCUCCAAGAGAAGCACCUGCACCAGGACUACCUAAAACAUUUACAUCGUCACAUGGACACAGACACAGGCAUGCACCAAAACCAACACAACAACCAACACAACAACCAACACAACAACCAGCACAACAACCACCUCCACAACCAGCACAACAACCAACACAACAACCAGCACAGCAACCAACAGUUCAAAACCCUGCACAACAACAACCACAAACAGAGCAAGGACAUAAAAGAAGUAGAGAACAAGGAAACCAAGAAUUCUUAAAAAUGCUUAAAGAAGAGUGUGGUUUCCCAGAUACUGUUGACUUUAGUGACAGAUAUAAAGAAGCUAUUGGAAAGUUCAAGGAUGGAAAUACUGACCCGAACCUAUUUAGCUUUAUGGCUCAGCACCAAAACGGAUAUAAUCUCAAACCUGGAAAAUACAAGCUCGCUAAGGGAUAUGAUUUAAUAGCAUAUCAUCCAAAUGACAUGGAUGAAUUUACUCCGAGAUAUUUGAUGUCAGAGCUAAAUGACAAUUCAACUUUCGUCAUGAAACGCGUAAAAAAUAGAGACGGAACGAAAGAACAAAAGCUUAUGAAUGCGGAUGACGUAGAUAGGGAAUUGUUAAAAACGGUCUCGGAAUAUAUGAAAUGCCAGCAGAUGAGGUACAAGAAACUCCACAGGAAGAUAGUUCAGAUACAACCAGACAUGGAAGAAAUAGUUCAGCAACAACAGCUAGAAGAGCCUGAAGGAAACGAACAAGUCACUCCUUUGGAAACUAACUUCACAGAACUAGAUGAAGAUUUGGAACAGCCGAAAAAUCUUGACCCUCAACAAGA
This is a messenger RNA of Trichomonas vaginalis G3, 1472 nucleotides long. Its product is annotated as protein of unknown function, DUF4106 family. The annotation marks the transcript as partial. The record is from RefSeq and is a predicted model, not a curated record. NCBI's taxonomy places the organism in Eukaryota, Parabasalia, Trichomonadida, Trichomonadidae. The transcript has a single exon.